Molecule: messenger RNA, 1200 nt
Organism: Cynocephalus volans (Philippine flying lemur)
Lineage: Eukaryota; Metazoa; Chordata; Mammalia; Dermoptera; Cynocephalidae
Gene: RBMXL2
Product: RBMX like 2
Exons: 1
Coding region: 1-1200 (399 amino acids)
Biological process (GO): positive regulation of mRNA splicing, via spliceosome
Cellular component (GO): spliceosomal complex
Molecular function (GO): RNA binding
Source: RefSeq, a predicted model, not a curated record
AUGGUUGAGGCGGAUCGCCCGGGGAAGCUUUUCAUUGGGGGGCUCAACCUCGAAACCGACGAGAAAUCUCUCGAGGCCGCAUUUGGCAAAUAUGGCCGCAUCAUCGAGGUGCUCCUCAUGAAAGACCGAGAAACGGCCAAGUCGAGGGGCUUCGCGUUCGUCACCUUCGAAAACCCCGCAGACGCCAAGGCCGCCAUUCGAGACAUGAACGGCAAGUCCCUGGAUGGUAAGGCCAUCAAAGUGGCCCAGGCCACCAAACCGGCGUUCGAAAGCAGCCGACGGGGCCCGCCGUCGCUCUCCCGCAGCCGCGGUCGCCCGAGGGGCCUGCGCGGGGCCCGCGGGGGCGGCCCGCGGCGAUCCCCUUCCCGGGGCGGUCCCGCGGAUGAUGGCGGCUAUGCGGGGGAUUUCGACCUACGGCCCUCCAGGGCCACGAUGCCCAUGAAGCGCGGGCCCCCGCCGCGCAGGGCCGGUCCUUCCCCGAAGAGGGCCGCGCCGUCGGGUCCGGCGCGCAGCGGCGGCGGUGGAAUUCGCGGGCGGGCCCCGGCCGCGCGUGGGCGAGACGGUUACGAGGGCCCGCCGCGCCGGGAGCCGCCGCCCCCGCGCCGCGACCCGUACCUGGGCCCCCGGGAGGGUGGCUACUCGCCCCGAGACAGCUACUCGGGCCGAGACUACCCGAGCUCCCGCGACCCGCGGGAUUUCGCUCCCGCGCCCAGAGAGUACACCUACCGCGAUUACGGCCACUCCAGUGCCCGGGACGACGGUCCAUCGAGAGGCUACGGCGACCGAGACGGCUACAGGGGUCGCGACCGUGACUACGCGGAUCGCGACCGUGACUACGGGGAUCAUCCGAGCGGAGGCUCCUACCGAGACCCCUUCGAGAGCUACGGGGACCCGCGCAGCGCCGCUCCCGCGCGGGGCCCACCGCCAUCUUACGGAGGAGGAGGCCGCUACGAGGAGUAUCGGGGCUGCUCCCCCGACGCCUUCGGCGGCGGCCGCGACAGUUACGGCAGCGGCCGGAGCGACCGCUAUUCGAGGGGCCGAGACCGUGUCGGCAGACCGGAUCGCGGGCUCCCCGCGUCCAUGGAAAGGGGGUGCCCUCCCCUGCGUGAUUCCUACAGCCGAUCGGGCCGCAGGGCGCCCAGGGGCGGAGGCCGCCUAGGAGGGCGCUCGGAGAGAGGAGGAGGCCGGAGCAGAUAUUAA